UCCCCCAUUGAUGGGACAUCUGUUCAACCUGAAGAAAAUGGUGCCUGUGCAGUUGCUGGUGAAGAAAAUGAUCAAUUUUGGUUACUUACUGGUAAACAAUGGAGAAGUAGCUCUAGAAAGAAAUGGAGUUGAUGGGGUGUCUGUGUGCUACGCUUCUGAAAAUCCCUUUCAUGUUAGGCUCCUCAAGCGGGCUAAGGAAAGGGAGGAUGGCCAGAUUCUUUUGCCGAAAAAGAGAGCAAAGUCUCCAACAAAAAAGCCCUCUAAUAAAGGUCACAAGAACAAAGCCGAAAUAGAAAGAGAAAGGUCUUCCUCAUCUUCUAGGAAAUAUGGAUCAACUGGGUUGUCACCACCAGCAAAUUGUAAGUUUUCUGUAAAGCUUGGAAAGGUGAGUGCCAUAAGAUUAUCUCCCGAAUCCAAAAGAAGGAGGAGAUCUCAGUAUGUUGAACCGGUUAACUUACAUUCAGCAGGGUGACAGUGACGACAGCAGCAGCUUAUUCCACACUGCCCCUCGAAUGAUUCAAGACAUUUGCUAGAUGUCAUAGGUUUAGUUUAAGUUAUGAAGUCAUUAAACUAACAUUAGUUUUACCCUGUAUCAUUAUUCUUGUUUAUUGCAUUAAAAU
Cajanus cajan (pigeon pea) is the source of this 620-nucleotide messenger RNA. Its product is annotated as condensin-2 complex subunit H2. Gene Ontology annotation, molecular function: chromatin binding. The record is from RefSeq and is a predicted model, not a curated record. Gene Ontology annotation, biological process: meiotic chromosome condensation; mitotic sister chromatid separation. Gene Ontology annotation, cellular component: condensin complex; nucleus. Lineage: Eukaryota; Viridiplantae; Streptophyta; Magnoliopsida; Fabales; Fabaceae.